AUGCAUCGCUUCAAGACGAGACGCCGAGCCAAGGACGACUCGGCCGCCCUGGCCGCGGCGGCUGCUGCUGAGGCCGAAUCAUCGAACCCUUUCCGCAUCUUCAGGGGCAAGAAAUCUCAUGAAGAACCCGUCAAACCGGAGAUCGACCUCACAGCCGCCCUGCCGAGCUCCGACGACUUUAGGACUAGCUUGCUGAUGACUGGGUUGUCUGCCCGAUUCUCCAUGUUGCGAGAGCAGGAUGAUCCCAACACCAAGAUUGGGAAGGCGAGCGAUGACAGCGUUCUCUUCCCCAAGAGGCAAUCCCGCAUGGACUAUGCCUUUGGUGGCGGUCUAGGUGAUAUUGCCGAAUUGUACGAGGAUGAUGUGUCUCUCUCGGCCUUCCAAAAAUGGAAACAAGCCGAGAAGGAGAGGAGCGCCGCCAUGGCCGACGAAGACUACGAGGAAAGCGGGGACCGCCUCGACAACAUCAUCAGGGCCAUCGGCGAGCCGGAAUUCGACAGCCGCAACCUCAAUUACAUCACAGCCUACCAAUUCCUUCAAGGACUUCUCUGCUGGAAGUCCACUUACCUCGACGAGUCCAGUGCCCGGGGUGAGAGGCACGUAGCGAGGACGAGACGCCUAUACGAGACUGGCCUUACACAAGAACUACAGGACAACCAGUCGCUCGCCUUUUCAAGGCUCGAUACGCUUUCCCGCAAAGUCACUGCGCGAACACCCGAUCUUUCGCAGAACAACUCGCCCACAAGCUUUUCCUUUGGCGACCGGAGGCUCCUGUCCAAGGCUAGCGCUCCUAACCUGACGCCUUCCAACCCACUUUCCGGAACGCGCUCCGUGACGAGCCCCGUUGAUCUCGGUGUGCGCACGAAUAACCUAGCGGAGCCUAGCAAGCCAUUUGGGGCAGCACCUCCCCUAAGCCCACCCAUGAGUGACCAUGAGGAAUCUGUACUCUCCAUCCACCCAAGUGACAGAGGCAAGGCGACUGCCCUUGGUGUAUUCCAAAAGCCGGCCCAACCAUAUGACGAGUCCCGCUUCGCCCAACGCCAGAUCCAACUUCAGCAAGGCCGAGAGACGCCCACGCGGCAAUUCAGAGCCGAAUCUGCCGCUUCUCGCCAUACAGGGCGGUCUGAUUCCCCCGAUGCUGCCCGGAGUAGCACCGAGGAUGAUAAGACUCUCCCGCUUCGGGAGGCAGAGCAUGCUCCCCCACACCUUCCUAGCCUUCCACCUCCACAGGCCCGGCCCGCCGAUGAGGACCAUCCGGCGUUCCGAUCCUCUGCUCUACCUACACCUUUGUCUUUCACCUCGAAGAUCUCUGACGACCCGGCUAGUGUUGUGACGACCCCAGGUCUUGCUCCUGCCUCGGCCGACCUUUCGUCCCACGACUCGCCUACUUUGGGACCACCUGCGGGGCUGAGCGGGAUGGUGCGCCAGCACCUACGAUCGGACAGCAACGCCUCCUCUGUUUAUGGCGCCGAUCCCCAGAUCAAGAACGAGGAAAUGAAACUCUCCAUUGAGCCAUUUGACUCCAAGACCCUUGGUGAUUUCUCCGGGGACUUUAACCCCUGGAACCCUCGGGAAAACGACUGGGCUCUCUCCUACUAUGGCGAUCAGCAAAAGCCGGCCCCCGUGGAAGCCGCCACACCCAUCACACGCGACCCAUCUCCUGCGCCUCAACUUCGGUCAGCCCGGCACUCUAGUGAGGCGAGCGAAUCUUAUGAUAACCCCAAGCCACGUGGCGAGAAGGACGAGUUUGCCGACCGGCUUGCGGACGGCGCUCGCAGGGUUCGCGAGAGGCUGACGUCCUACGUCGAGUCUGACACGAGUAGCCGUGACUUUGACAUUCCUACCCCCAUUAGCGAGACCCCGCUCCGGUCUAGCCCCCUUGGCAGCCUCUUGAGGCCCAAGUCGAGUCGCGGAUCCCUGAUUGAGAAGAGUCGGGAGCCCACCAACGCCGCCCCCAAGGCCAUGAAGAUGCUUGGCCUCGGCAAUGUGACCAUGGCCACGAGCCCAAACACGCUCACCUUUGACGACAAGGACCAGCCUCUGGUCUCAAGCGAGAAGGAAGAUGAGGCCAAGGACGAGAGCAUGCACGCUGGCCUGAAGCACUUCCGACAGGCGCGCCGCGAGCUACAGCGACUUAAGGAGUUGGAGACCAAGCAGCGUCAUCAGAACCAACAACCCGCCCCCGAUGACCAGCCAGGUGAUGGAGCCGACCCCGUCUCGGGAAAGGCGCCCGCCGCCGAGCUCGUUCCAGCGACCCCCAGCACCGAGCCCCGAAUGGGUUACCCGGGACCCGGAUCGCGUAACAACUCUCGGCCUUCUUCGCGCACGACGGAAAGGGACCGAAGCGGAUCAGAAACCAGCAACGGUAGCAGGUCGCACAGCCGUCCGCCAAGGCUCAUGAAUCCCAAUGGACCCAACGGCCCCAAUGGGCCUGGAGCGAUGGAGGACUUCCGUCAGGGCCCUCCCCGCCCGGGACCUCCGAUGAUGCGCUCACCUGGUCUUCCUGGCACAGACAUUCGCCGCUCGCCGCACAUGCCCCCUCAGCCGUACCCGGGCAACGGACAAAAUGGACCUCACGGCGAUCGGCUCGUGCCCAUGCAAGCUUACGGCCAGCGGGGUCUUCACUCGGGACAGCCGUCGCCUAUCUCGCCCAUGGGCGACCUGCCAUCACCUUUUGGACCGCCAUCAGGAAGGAACACCCCGAUCGGUUCGGCAGCACCAUCCCCUCGGCGCCCCUCGGCACCCCCACUUCCCUCACCCGCAGCUAUUGCGAUGGCCUCUGGGCCUGACUCGAGCAACGGCAAUGUGCGACUUGAUGAGAGCAUGAAGCGCGUGGUGCGCAAGAGAGACAUUUCGGAACCGACUUUUGUCUCGUCCACCUCCCGUGUGCCAGUUGUUGACUUGCCCGAGGACGGGACGCGCUCUCGAAGCGGUUCUCGAUCCCGCUCGGGCAGUCUGCUCAAGACGCUGGGAUCGGCGGCAUCGACGCCUAAUCUGCACGCGCAGGCACAUGCGCCUCCCGUACCGCCCAUCAACCCCCGACGACGAAACGUUUUGGGAAACCUCAUGGGGCGCAAGGGAGACGACGAUAUGAAUCUGAGCACACCGCAACUUCCAUUCGUCUCGUAUGGAGCCGACUCGGGUGACGAGGCUCGCAGCGGGUUCUCGGAUGAGGACGACGCCUUUGGUCGCGAUCGACGCAACCGGCUUCGAAAAGCAACUAGCGAGGCCAACGUCGCCGCAGCGGCUCGAAACGGGGCCCCUAAGCGCCAGAGCCCGCCUUACAUGAUGAAUAGUGCCUCUCAGGGGCCGCCCCCGCCCGUCACGACCAACGGAAUGCCUGGCGGCAUGAUCUAA
Messenger RNA from Parascedosporium putredinis, 3357 nucleotides. The record is from the annotation of a GenBank genome assembly. Lineage: Eukaryota; Fungi; Ascomycota; Sordariomycetes; Microascales; Microascaceae.